Molecule: messenger RNA, 4323 nt
Organism: Anopheles moucheti
Lineage: Eukaryota; Metazoa; Arthropoda; Insecta; Diptera; Culicidae
Gene: Fas2
Product: fasciclin-2
Exons: 9
Coding region: 205-2769 (854 amino acids)
Biological process (GO): cell adhesion
Cellular component (GO): membrane; neuron projection
Molecular function (GO): protein binding
Source: RefSeq, a predicted model, not a curated record
UUGAUGCAGAACAUCACUAAGUGAAUAGUGUAUUAUCGAUUUUCCCACCAACAACACAGUGAAAACAAGUGUGAAAGAUUGUAAAAAUCCCUUCGUUGGGGUGUUUCGCUGGGUGAUCGUGUGCACAGUCGUCGACGAUCGUGAUCACGCAAGAUCGCGCUAUACAGAAAGGCUUCUUCCUGACGCGUCGAAAAAGGAAACAAGAUGGCAGCUCAAUAUGGUCGUAGCAGCAGCUCAGCGGCCGUGAUGAUGCUGCUCGUUUGGAUUACGCUUACAGGAGUGGCACAUUCUCAGAACCAACCGAGACUGAAAAUUUUGCCCGCAUCGUCCAUACAGCGGAAACCGGUUGGACACUCACUGCUGCUGACCUGUCGACCGGAAGUACCGGACACUAAUCUGAUCUCGGAUCUCAGAUGGAACGACAACCGCAACAUGACCAUCCUGCCGAAACCAGCGGGCCAGUCGUCGCCGAUGAUCUACACGGAAUCGAUAGCGGGCGGUACGGCGUUAGCGCUAAUCUUUAACUCGCUGCAGGAGUCGAUGGCCGGGACGUACUUCUGUGCCGCUUCGUACUCCGUCACGGAAAAGCUGAACGCGGCCGUCGUGGUGGAAACUUACGUUGCCAUCACCUGGAAGGAUGCACCCACGGACCAGCGUCCACUGAUGGGUACGGACUACAUCGUACGCUGCGAAGUAACCGCCAAUCCACCGGCAACUGUCGAUUGGCUUCGCAACGGUGAUCAGAUUAAGUCCAGCGGACGGUAUGUGAUCGAAAACCGGGGUUUGCUGAUCAAAAACAUUACCGAGGCGGAUGAUGGUGUUUACACGUGCCGGGCUGCCGUUAUGUCGACGGGUGAGCUAAAGAACCGUGAGAUAAGGGUCGAGGUGCAGAUCAUGCCGGAAGUGCGGGCCCUGCCACUGGUAAUGGAUGCCGUCGAGGGCCAAUCGUUUUCGGUGAUGUGUAAUGCAACCGGCAAACCGGUACCCGAAUUCCAGUGGGUUAAGACGGGAACCCAACAGAAUGCGGCCGACUUGGAUAGAUUUUCCGUCAACGCCAUCACUGGACAGCUCGAUAUCAGCACCGUGGCACAGCAGGACCAUGACAAGUACGCCUGUAUCGCGCGCAAUCCUGCCGGCCAUUCUGAGUCGGUGAUGCAGCUUAACGUGUUGAUUCGACCGAAAAUAAUCGAGUUUAUCAACAUUACCGUGUCGGAAAACGAAGACGCAAUCUUUGAGUGCCGAGCAUUCGGUCGACCUGCGCCAGAAAUCACGUUCCGUCGCUACGGUACGGUCGAAGAGUACACGCUAGGUUUGCAGGUUAACGACGAUCGCAUCAUCUUGGAGCAGACGUCCGACAAGGACAAGAGCGAAACGAUCGGCACGUUACGCAUUUCGAAGCUCGCCACCACCGACGAUGGGCUGUACGAAUGUAUUGCGCGAAACCGUGGCGAUGUGGCAUUCAAAGUUGGACACAUUACCGUCGAGUAUCGGCCAAUCUUCGACCACAUGAAGGCCCUGCCGCCAGUAUACACCUGGGAGGAGCGUACGGCUAACCUGAGCUGCUUUGCACAAGCCAUUCCCAACGCAACGAUCGAGUGGCGUUUCAAUGAUCGGCGCGUGCAGGAUCUGUACGAUCAAAACCUGCGCAUCGAAAACGAAGGUCUGCGCAGUGAUCUGUUGGUAACGCCGCGCGAUCGCCGCUACUACACCGCCUACAAGUGUGUCGCCCAUAACCGGCUGGGCAGUGCGGAGCAUCUGAUGGAGCUGCGCGAAGCCCGCAUACCGGAAUCGGUUCCGCAAUCGAAACCGCGCGUCGUCAGUGCGACCUCGAUCACGUUCGACAUUAUGGCACCUCCGGUCGAGCCAGGUUUGCCGCUGACGGCGUUUUCCGUGCAGUGGAAGGAACAGAUCCAGAACGAUUGGAACUUUGCGUUCAACCGUACCUGGUCACCGGACAGCCCGUACAUAGUGGAAGGGUUGCGACCACAGACGGCCUAUUCGUUCCGCUUUGCCGCACGGAACGUCGUCGGGCUUAGCCAGUGGGGUGCGUACGUGCAGCAGUCGACACCGCGUCGUUCGGAGCCGGAAACGCCACGCAUCCUGCACACACCGAUCCAGGAUGAGGAGGAAGACAGUGAUCCGAUCGUUACCUCACCGUACGCGGACCAUUUCGACAUGCGGUGGAGCAUACCGGUGGACAACGGUGAGCCGAUCGAUAUGUACCGCAUCAAGUACUGUCCGGGCACCAAGGUGAACGGCUACUGGACCGAGAUGGAGGAGCACUGCCUCGAGCAGGACAUAGCGCGCAUGACCAACUUCGAAAUGCGCAACCUGCAGGCCGAUACCUACUACCGGAUAGAGCUGACCGCGCACAAUGCGAUCGGCUUCUCGAAGCCGGCCCACGUACUGAUGAAGACGGCACGAGGUAUCGAUGUGGUACUGCGCGUUGACAGUCCAACACUGUCAUCGGCGGCUGUCAUCGGGAUCGUGAUCGGAUCGGUAGUGCUGCUGCUGAUCAUCGCCGAUCUGCUGUGCUGCGCGUUCGGCAACCUGGGCAUACUGGCCACGCUGUGUCGGAAAACGAAACGGUCUCCCUCGGAUCUGGACGAUGAAGCUAAACUUGGCAGGGAAGACGAAAAGCAACCCCUCAACACGCAGCCGGCCGCUGCUGCCGCCUCACCGCUGAAGGUAAACUCUUCGGUAGAGUUCGAUGGUCGCGUAGUACACUCGCGGAGUGGUGAAAUUAUUGGUAAAAAUUCUGCCGUGUAAAAGCGUUGCUGUUUCACUUCCGACCGGAAAGAGGAAACACUCGUUGUUUUUAGUUUUUUGUUUUGGUGCACCAUCGGACUGCGCUACGCUACGCGCGGACACCACGCAAGCAAAGCUGUGGACGACAAGCGACAAUUAUUGCUCUCGCAACCGGUGCAUAGCUAUUGCUAUGCUCACGAUCGCGGGCAUGAAUAUAUGUAUAUGGUAGAUGGACAGCAAACAAAAGCAUAACAACAUACACAGAACGACAAACAAAAAAACCAUCCGUGCCACACACGAUUAGGCGGUCAGUUUUGUGGAGAGCAAACGGAUGUGGAACUGUGCUGCGCAUGUAGGAAAGUAUAAAGGACACUCACAGUAACGAACACGGAAGCGGUACCAACAUUCGACAUUCUAAUACCAUUACACACACUCAGCUAGGGUUAGGUUCCGCUUCCUUCAACCCUCUUUUUUGUUUGUUUUUUGUUCCUCCGAUUACCUUAAGGUGUAGUGCGAGAAUGUAAACAAAUCACAAAGCUCCAUUUAAGCGAGGUAAAGCGAAAAGGAAAGUUAAAAAUUCAAACGCAAACGAAGCAAAGUUUGUUGCGUAAUGAGCAUACAAACCGUGCAAAUGCUCGCCUUCCGUACACCGCGAAAGUAUUUCAACCAGAAGACGAUGAUUUUUGAGUGUGUAAAGAUGAUGCAGCUAUUGCAAACUCCUGAAAGCUACUAGCGUAUAUUAGCGUGUGUAUUCAUUCACCGCGUCCCCAAGCGGACGAACAUAUAACAAGAAAACCGCAUUCAGCAUGAAGUUGGGGGUUUAGUGUGGUGGUUUGCGCGAUUGUGUCGCGCAAAGCCGCUUCUUCCUCCAACCACUGUAUAACCGUGUCACUCAUAUUGUGUGCAAAAUAGGCGAGAAGAGAUCGUGUGCGUGUUUUUAUUAUUUGGAUUUCGCACUUUAAUUUGUACAAUGUUCCAAUUUCGGUUCCGUAUGUUCUCGCUGUACCCGUUUCGUGAUGUGAUAUGUAAUGAGUGGUAAGAUGAGAAGCUAUCUAAACAAGAGAAACGAGCUUUUUUACGCGAUGUAGUUGUAGUGCGAAAUUAGCAAACAACAAAUGAAACUAAACAAAGGAACAAACACACACAUACGAGCGGCACGUACAUAAAACUUACUCUCAAUGUUGUUUGCGCGUUCGUUCGUUUUUUUCGUUAAGCGAAGAAGAAAAACAUUUCAGUUAUUAGUCUGAUCAAUGGUGCCUAUCGGAAUGCUCACGAAACCUUCUUUAGUUGUUGUAGGGACCUUUCGUUUUCUUGACGAAGGAUUCUGCUAGACAUCCGGGUCUUUCUGAGUUGCAGCAUCGCUUUUGCGCGCGCGGAGUUUAUGGUAAUGUGCUUAACUGUCCGGCUCGACGCCACACUGAUACCAAAACCGUACUUAGCUACUAAUUUCGUGUAAUUCAAUACAAUACAAUGGCUGAACGCUUGUUUGUGCAUCGAGCAGCCGGGCCAGCAGCUAAUGUGAAUGUGAACAAAUCAAAGAUAGGUUUAAAGUUGUAAUGGCGCGAACCAAGAGCA